Molecule: messenger RNA, 2142 nt
Organism: Plasmodium fragile
Lineage: Eukaryota; Apicomplexa; Aconoidasida; Haemosporida; Plasmodiidae
Exons: 1
Coding region: 1-2142 (713 amino acids)
Molecular function (GO): helicase activity; ATP binding; RNA binding
Source: RefSeq, a predicted model, not a curated record
AUGAGAUCUUCACCCCGCACUAUACUAAACCAUGUUGGUAGAACACUAAAAAUUCAUGUGACCCUAUGUUUGCUCCUUUUAUGUGUAAAUGUGCGCCUACAUAAGACACACAGCGCCGCGACAGCGCACUCCGUAAGAAAAAACUUUUUUAUCUCUCCAAGCGCAACACGCGAGAGUGUUACGAAGAAGAGGUUUGUUUUAAGAAGGGCGAACCAUGGGGGGGGGAGCUUAUCGGACCACGGGGUUGCAGGUCCCCCGAGCGAAGCUGCGCCGAGCGUGGAGGGGAGGCAAAGUAUUGGUGGUGAUAGCCACGCUCGAAGUGGGGAGGAUAACUACUCACCUCGUGUAAGUGACCAGUUCGCAGACGUGCCCGAAAUAAACCCAAACAUCGCCAAGUUCCUGGCCAGCAAAGGCAUAAAUCAGAUGACGAAAAUUCAGGCGCAGAGCUUCAAACCCAUUUACGAGGGGAGAGAUAUAAUAGGACGUUCCGAAACGGGCUCGGGGAAAACCCUAGCCUUCGCGCUUCCCUUGGUGGAAAGGUUGUACAAAGUUAAAAUGGGGAGGAGUGGAGAAGGGGUAACUUCCUCAACACCUGACAUAGAGCGUGCCAACCUUUUUGGCGGCACAAAUCAACCAGAUGACAACAAGAACCCAUCCAUCUUGGUACUAGAACCCACACGAGAACUAUCCAAGCAGGUAGAAAACACGUUCAAAGAAAUAAGCCAAUUUUACAACUUCAACAUUAUGUCAAUAUAUGGAGGAGAAAGCUAUGUGUACCAAGAGGCCAAGUUGAGGAAAGGAAUAGAUAUUUUAACUGGAACCCCGGGUCGGAUAAUCGAUCACCUAGAGAAAAAAAACUUGUCUCUCCAAAAUAUAAAGUACUUAGUGUUAGACGAAGCUGAUGAAAUGCUAAACUUGGGUUUUACCCAUGACCUAGAGAGAAUAUUAAGUUACAUCAAUUUGAAAGAAGCACAAAUUUUGCUGUACUCCGCAACGACACCAUCGUGGAUUAAAGACAUUUCUUCUAGGUAUAUGAAGAACCCUUUUUUUAUCGAUGUGGUUGAUUCUUCAAACAAGACUUCCAAAAAUAUUAAACACAUUGCCAUAAAGACGCCUUACGACAUAAAGGAAAAGGCCUUGCUGUUGGAGGACAUCAUUCUGGUCAAGUCGAAUGGAGGCCAGGUGAUCAUCUUUACGCGAACUAAGUUAGAGGCGGAUAUCUUAUGCUCCGAGGGGUCUUUUAAAUCUCUCUCUUUUGCAGUUCUUCAUGGAAACAUCGCCCAGACAACUAGGGAACACACCAUGCAACGGUUUCGCCAAGGAAUGUUUCAAAUUUUGAUAGCGACUGACAUUGCCGCUAGAGGGUUAGAUAUAAGUAACGUCGAUUUAGUCAUUCAAUGUUUUCCUCCAAACUACGCAGAAAUUUAUAUUCACCGAGCUGGAAGAACGGGGAGAGCAAACAAGAAAGGUGUUUCCGUUGUCUUGUUCUCAACUGAAGAUAAGCAGGACUUAGUAAAGAUAGAAAAAAAUUGUGGAAUCAAAUUUGCCAUCGAACAAUUACCAAACAAUGAAGAUGUCUUCACAUCUGCAUCUACCAUGGCAUCAAAAAAGAUUCAAAAUGUUAAUCCAUCCGUAUUGCCAUUUUUUCAAAAAACUGCUAGCGAAUUGAUAGAACAAUGUACACAGAUGCAGAUGGAUCAAACAGAAUUAGUAGCUAGGUGCUUGGCCAUUAUUUCAAAAAAAGAACACAUCAAAAAGAGAUCCCUGAUUAAUGGCCUAUCUGAAACUCUCACUCUAAGCUUUGUGAACAAAAGUAGGAAGUGGAAAAACGAAGACGAUAUUAUCUACUGGGUCAACAAAAUAUCCAAUGAUUUAAAUGUAAAUACAUUUAACAAAAUUUUACAAAUCAAAAUUGAUACAAAGGAUAGAUUUUCCUCCUACUUUGAUCUCAAUGAAAAUAUAGCUGAGUUGUUCAUACAAAAUUUUAAUAAUAUGUCGAAGGUGGACCAUAGGAAUAUGUUCGACUUGACUGUGGCUCGGAGCAUCCCUGAUCAUGUCGACUUGACUUCCGAGUUCCACUCCUCAAGCAGGUACCACCCGAAGAAGCGCUAUGCAUACAGAAGAAGGCCCUCCUACUACUGA